UCUAAGCAGAUCUUUUAGAGAAAUUAUAGUGAAUGAAGGAUUCAGAUUCAUAGAUUUCUCUGUCUCUGUCUUCUUGAGAACAAUUAACUCUUUUUCUUUGGAUGACCGAAUUUGAUGAUAUGUUCGUAGUAAGACUCGUCAGAGUCUUCAGAGUCUUCAUUAUUAUAAAUUAUGGCAGCUUGCAUUGCAAGAUGAGAAACUGACAGGUGAUUCUGGUCAAAUUGAGUUUGGCUCAUUAGUGCAAUGUUUUUAGUGAUUCUUCUCAUUCUUUUUUCUUUCUCACGCUCUUUGACAAGCUUUAUUACGUUUUUUCUCAUUAGUUCGCGUUGCUUUCUUGCUCUAAAAGGGUCUCGAUCUCCACGUGGCAUGGAUAGCUUUAUUAUUAAAUUAAAACAAGAGGUCAAUUUUUAUAUGUGCUAA
Moneuplotes crassus is the source of this 420-nucleotide messenger RNA. The record is from the annotation of a GenBank genome assembly. Lineage: Eukaryota; Ciliophora; Spirotrichea; Euplotida; Euplotidae.